GCGAGUGCGGAUCCACAAAGUUUGUCAGCUCCGGGGCGCCGUAGUGGCUUUUACCCCGGCCGGGUGGGCUGGGCUGGGUGGCUUGAGUUGGCUCAGUUUAGGACCUCCUGAUGGCUGCGGUGUUUCUAGUAACGCUGUAUGAGUAUUCGCCGCUUUUCUACAUUGCGGUGGUCUUUACCUGCUUCAUUGUGACCACUGGCCUGGUAUUGGGAUGGUUUGGUUGGGAUGUUCCAGUAAUUUUGAGAAAUUCGGAAGAGACUCAGUUCAACACAAGAGUUUUCAAAAAGCAAAUGAGACAAGUCAAGAAUCCUUUUGGCUUAGAGAUCACUAAUCCAUCUUCAGCUUCAAUUACAACUGGCAUAACUUUGACAACAGAUUGCCUUGAAGAUAGCCUCCUUACAUGCUAUUGGGGGUGCAGUGUUCAAAAAUUAUAUGGAGCUCUACAGAAGCACUUUUAUUGCUUCCGAAUAAGUACUCCCCAAGCACUGGAAGAUGCUCUGUAUAGUGAAUAUCUUUAUCAAGAACAGUAUUUUAUUAAAAAGGACAGCAAAGAAGAAAUAUAUUGCCAGUUACCAAGAGACACUAAAAUUGAAGACUUUGGUACAGUGCCCAGAUCUCGCUAUCCAUUGGUAGCAGUGUUGACGCUAGCUGAUGAGAAUGACCGAGAAAUUUAUGAUAUUAUUUCCAUGGUGUCAGUAAUUCAUAUUCCUGAUAAGACUUAUAAACUUCCCUGUAGAAUAUUAUAUCAAUAUUUACUCCUGGCUCAAGGUCAAUUUCAUGAUCUUAAGCAACUUUUCAUGUCUGCAAAUAGUAACUCCAUGCCCUCCAGCAAUUCAUCUCCAGAAGAAAAAAGCACAGACCGAAAUUUGCUGGAAAAGGCUGGACUGUCUGAAAGUGAAGUGGAGCCUCCUGAGGAGAAUAGCAAGGACUGUGUUGUUUGCCAGAAUGGGACUGUGAACUGGGUGCUUCUGCCGUGUAGACACACAUGCUUGUGUGAUGGCUGUGUUAGGUAUUUUCAGCAGUGCCCUAUGUGCAGGCAAUUUGUUCAGGAAUCUUUUGCACUUUGCAGUCAAAAGGAGCAAGAGAAAGACAAACUGAAAGCUCUUUGAGAGCAUUGUUCCAACUGAAAAGUACACCUUCCACUGAAGAUAUAGAAAUUUGUGUUCUUGGAACGAAUCAUAACAUGGAAUCUACAGUGUUGACCAUCAACAAAAAUUCUAUUUUUAACUUCACAUUUGUAGAGUACAUGGAUGAUGAAAAUUAAUUCCUUCCUGUUCACCAUGAUAAAUACUAGAAUACCAUCUGUGUUGAUACAUAAAAAUUCACUCAACUCUUGAGAAAAAUAUAAAUGUUUGCCCUUUUAUCAGCUAGAGGAUUUCAAAUAAUGUUGAUUAGGAAAAAUUCUGAAAAGCAAUCCAUCUAAAACUUGAGGAGGUUAACGUCUCAAGAUUUCUGGAUGCUCUGCCUUUGACAUAAUCUGGAGUGCAA
Molecule: messenger RNA, 1488 nt
Organism: Hyaena hyaena (striped hyena)
Lineage: Eukaryota; Metazoa; Chordata; Mammalia; Carnivora; Hyaenidae
Gene: CGRRF1
Product: cell growth regulator with ring finger domain 1
Exons: 6
Coding region: 111-1109 (332 amino acids)
Biological process (GO): negative regulation of cell growth
Source: RefSeq, a predicted model, not a curated record